This is a messenger RNA of Prorocentrum cordatum, 1488 nucleotides long. NCBI's taxonomy places the organism in Eukaryota, Dinophyceae, Prorocentrales, Prorocentraceae. The record is from the annotation of a GenBank genome assembly.
AUGCGGGAGGAGUGGGUGGAGUUCGCACGCGUGGAGCUGCUCCCGGUCCUGCAGGAGGCCUCCAGGGGCAUCGAGAAUAAGGACUGGCAGCUGAGAGUGUAUUUCACCGGUGACGAGCUGGCCGAACUCGAGAUCAUGACAAGCUUAUUCAGCGACUUGUACCUGGCCGCUGGCUCGAUGUUGUUCGUCGUCGCGUACAUGCUGUUUCACACCAAGAGCAUGUUGGUGAGCUUGGUUGGGUUCUUUGUCAUCACCCUGAGUAUUCCGACCGCGUAUGCCAUAAGUGCAUUUACUACUGGCACGACAUCCCUGAGCAUUGCGUCAUUCUUGGCCGUGUUCCUCGUGGUCGGCCUGGGCUCAGACGUGGUGUUCAUCUACUCGGACUUCUGGCACGACUCCGCAGCAAAGUUCAUGGACCUGGAGAGCCGGCUGGCGUGGACCGCGGUGAAGGCCGGGAAGGCCUCGCUGGCGACGACGGGCAUCACCGCCGUGUCCUUCUUCGCGAACAUCGCCUCCGUCCUGAAGCCGUUGCGCGAGUUCGGCUUCUUCAUGGGCCUGUGCGUGCUGCUCGUGUGGGUGCUGCUGUCAGGGAUCCUGGUGCCGCUGCUCGUGCUGAACGAGAGGUGCUGCUGCAGCCUCGACGCCUGCCGCGCCUGGUGCUGGCUGGUCACCUGGUGCUUCCGCCGGCGGCCGCGCCGGCACCGGCGCAAGCCGCUGAGCGCGGCCCCCAGCCGGACGAAAGUUUUCUUCGGCCCGAUCAGCGAGGUGGCGAAGCCCAAGCGCGGCGCCGAGGCACUGGUAGCGCCACCGAACGAGGCCGCAGGCUCGAACGACGGGGCCCCCAACGGCAAACUGCAGAACCUCAUGUGCCGCAUGCUCCUCCAGCACGAAGCCGCCCACCAGUCGGUUGCCCGAGACGACAACUUCACACUGACGCUCAAGGAGGGCGCGAAGAUCGAGAUGGCCCUGGAGCAAGGCUACCAGCACUAUGUUGACGAGGGCAAGAAGGCACGCGAGGGCGACAACUUUCGCGGUCACCCCGAAGGCAAGAAGCCUGACGCGCUGUUCCGCAUGAUCAUCUUCCGCCUCGCGGAGGCGGUUCAGAACGACUUAGAGAAUGUGAGGCAUGCGAUCGGCCAGGGUCCGUUCGCGACAAAGGCGCUCGAAGGACUGAACGUGCUGCUGUGCUGGGGCCCGCUAAUUCAGGACAAAGAUACGAUGGUCAAGUCGACGCGGUGCUUCGAGGUGGCACUCACCGAGGGCGGCGAGAACCAAGUACGCUGGACCUGGGCUUGCAACCACCACAUCGAUCUCAAGAACGCUCUGACGGUGCUGAGGCUCGACAACGGCUUGACUGCGGCGAACAUCAUGCUCGGCCACGAUCACGGACCCCGCUCGAAGGCGGCCAAGCAGUUAGAACAGCUGGCGUUCAAGGGCGGUGCCGACACGGGCGAGAAGGGCGGCGCCAAGAAGCCCAAGCGCAAGUAG